AUGCAAAACGAUGUGAUUCGCUUCAGCAAUGAAGACGUCGAUUUGGAGAAUUUUGCAUCUUUGAAUCUUGGAUACAUAAAAAUAUACAUGAAUGCAUCCAAGGACGGUAAACAUACAGAGAUAUCUCUUUCUAAGGAAGACGGUGACUUCUUGUACAUAGUUACGAAUGUUUAUAAUGCGAAUUAUUGCGAAUAUUUCAAACAGACUCCUGCAUCCAAUGCAGUGAAUCGUGUUGAAGAAUGUAGCGAAAUCAAGUCAAGCAAUCCAAAGAAGAUGAAACAAUCCACGCUUUUUGAUUUUAUGAAAAAGUAA
Molecule: messenger RNA, 312 nt
Organism: Ordospora pajunii
Lineage: Eukaryota; Fungi; Microsporidia; Ordosporidae
Exons: 1
Coding region: 1-312 (103 amino acids)
Source: RefSeq, a predicted model, not a curated record